CAGUUCAAGAUUUUCAAGGUGUUUCUUGUUUAAGCUUUGCCUGCGUGUAUUCGGCAGAGCUCAGUGUUAAGCCGACAGUCGGCACGGUGGUACAGUUGCCGUCGCUCCAUAUUACAUUUCCGUGAAGUUUGUGAAAAAGAGAACAGUUGUGAAGAUUGUUAUAAAACAUUUUUGUUGUCUUUAGUUCCGGUUGGAAUUUGUCGACGAAACUUUUUGAUAAACAAUGGCAACCACAGUCCUCCAGCCCGAAGAAUGUCGCAGAGAGCAUGAGCCCAAACCCGACAUCAUAGACUCUCCGCGGCUCACUGAUGAUGAAAGGGUGCAGAUCCUGGAAGCCAAGGAGCGUGAGACGGGGGACUUGCCCCCCGAGCUCCGGGAGAAAGCCAGGAUGGAGCUCAGGGAGGAGCCCGCGUUAAGAGAACAGGCUUUGGCGCAAAUGAGACAUUUUAUUGACAAACACCCGGCUAUCAAGAAAUGUAGGACUGACGCACCAUUCUUACUACGUUUCCUUCGAACCAAGAAGUAUUCGAUCCCGCAAGCGUGUUCGAUGCUGGAACGGUACCUCACGAUCAGACAACUGUACCCCCACUGGUUCCAAAAGCUUGACCCUCUGGACCCUAAGAUAGCUGCUGUUAUUGACGCUGGGUACUUGGUACCGUUGCCAAAAAGAGACGCUGAAGGACGUAGAGUGGUACUGUCUUGUAUGGGCCGCUUCGACCCACACCUCUACGACAGCUGCGUGAUGGCGCGCGUCCACUCGAUGAUAGUGGAACUGUUAUUGGACGAGCCGCGGUCGCAGCUGCUUGGCUACACGCACGUCAAUGACGAGGCGGGUAUGCAGAUGCCGCACGUGAGCCUGUGGUCGCUUACUGAUGUCCGUCUGAUGCUGCAUUGUAUACAGAACUCCACGCCCAUGCGCCACAAAUGCACCCACUUCGUUAACAUACCACAAUACGGCGUCCGCUUCUUCGAAUUCGCCGUAUCUUUGCUCAGCGAUAAACUCAAGGAUCGUGUCAUGUUCCACCGAGCAUGCGACGAUCUUACUAAGCACGUGGACCCUGCUAUUCUGCCCAAAGAAUACGGAGGAACUGUUCCUUUGAAAGACAUGAUCGAAGAACUCAAAAGGAAUCUUCUGAAACACAGAGAAGAACUUCUAGCAUUAGAUGACUUAAGCAUCGACCUCUACGCCUUGGAAAAGAACGACCUAACUCAAGACAUACACUCGACCGCGGGCUCAUUCAGAAAACUUGAACUUGAUUAAUUUUCAGUGAUAAAUAUUAUGCCGGUAUUAAUUUUGGUUAGCUGCAAAUAUGAAUUUUUGUUGAUGCUAUUUAUUGGGGUCUCAAUUAACAGCCUAAUAUUUUUCAUAACUCAGGUUAUGAAAAAUAUUUCAUGUUGGAAAAAAUGUUAAAUAUUUUACUUAUUUCAGCCCUGUAUGUAUUUAAUGACACUUUCACAUGAUCGUUCCAUACGCCAACUAAGUAUUAGAGUCGGACCAAAUUAGGUUCCGAUAUAUAUGCUCCAACUGUUGGUGAAACCGAAAAAUUCAUAUUUACGCGUAUAUAAAAGAGCGUUAGCUUAUAAAACUCAAGUUUGUUUGCAGCUAAUGUAAAGGCUCAAAAUAUUUUUUGCUUUGCUCUGGUAUAUUACUGCUUUUAGCAAAACAAACUGUUGUAUGUGAUGGUUUGUAACUUUAUAGAUUAAUAUUGUAUCUUGUAACAUAGAUCUCAUGAUGUGUAAGCGAAAUAAAUUCAUUAUUAGAUUUUAUGUUUUACGUAGAAUAUUUGUAUUUUUAUGUAACGCUAAAAGAAACUUUGGUAUUUGAUUCGGGAGUUAAUUUGUAUGGUAGCACCGUUGUGUACGCCUUUACUAUAAUUUUAUUAUUACUUAGUAACUAGAAAUCUAGUGACCGCCGUCGGUGGUGUCACGUUACCAUUCUUGAACGAGAAUGAUUUCGUCCAACUGAUAUAUUUUUUGAUAAAUAUUUAAAAAAAUAUUUUUGUAAUGUUGCCAGAAUAACUUAAAUUAUAGCCUUGCUCGCAUACUUUUGGGUUAAAUCCUUACCCCUUUUUAAUUUCAUAACGAAUGUAAAUCCACGAUCCAGGUAAAUUUGUCGCCAUUGCCUUGUUUGCAAUUGAUAUAAUUAUUAUUAGCUAUACGAUGCUUAUACGUAACAAAGCAUGACAAGCUUACACAGCUAUGAUACGAAGCGUUGUAUUUUGGUCGCAAUUAAUGAAAUAACAAAAAACUUAUUUUAAUUUGCGGUGUGAAUUAUAAUGUAGAUAGGAUGAUUUUUCAUGUACUGUUUUUAAUAAUAAUAUUAUUGUGACACAAUAAAUUUUAGAUUUCUAAAUAAAUCACGAUAUCAAUGUC
Manduca sexta (tobacco hornworm) is the source of this 2373-nucleotide messenger RNA. Its product is annotated as clavesin-2. NCBI's taxonomy places the organism in Eukaryota, Metazoa, Arthropoda, Insecta, Lepidoptera, Sphingidae. Bases 224 to 1261 code for a protein of 345 amino acids. Gene Ontology annotation, cellular component: membrane. The transcript is spliced from 6 exons. The record is from RefSeq and is a predicted model, not a curated record. Gene Ontology annotation, molecular function: phosphatidylinositol bisphosphate binding.